Molecule: messenger RNA, 1530 nt
Organism: Ctenocephalides felis (cat flea)
Lineage: Eukaryota; Metazoa; Arthropoda; Insecta; Siphonaptera; Pulicidae
Gene: vir-1
Exons: 8
Coding region: 106-1530 (474 amino acids)
Source: RefSeq, a predicted model, not a curated record
CUGUCAAUCACAAAAGUUCAUUUGAAUCAUUUCUAUAAACAAUACUGUGUGAAAGUUGUGCAAUAGCUUUUCGUAAUUCGUAAUACAAUAAUUAUUUAUAUUACUAUGAAGAGCUUUCAGUGUUUUGUGUUUGUGCUUGCGGUGGUCUUCAGUUUGGCUGGAGCUUUUCCAAAAGGAAAAACAUCAACCGAAACCUUAGAUGAAGAAACUGUUAUUGUUCCACUUGAAGCACAACGUGAAGGUAACAGUGAGCCAAACACCCACAUAAUUAUUGGGGGAUUUGGACCCCCAUUAACUUUGGCGUCCACUUGUUGGGGAUUUGGACCACAAUACCACUUACCUCUGUCUAUUUUUGCAGAAGGAAAAACAUCAACCGAAACCUUAGAUGAAGAAACUGUUAUUGUUCCACUUGAAGCACAACGUGAAGGUAACAGUGAGCCAAACACCCACAUAAUUAUUGGAGGAUUUGGACCCCCAUUAAACUUUGGCGCUCCACUUGUUGGAGGAUUUGGACCACAAUUUGGAGAAAUAUCUCCUUUCGUCGGAAUACCACCUCAUGAGCCACCAUUCUUAGCCGGUGUACCUCAGCCAGCACCAUCAGUAUUUGCUGGUCUAAAUCCCUUUGGAAAUGGGGGCGGAUUCCUGGGAGGGUUGGAAUCAGGAUUAGCACUCAUGCGACGUCAGUUGUCGACAAUACUCAACCAUGUUCCUGGUGUUGGAAAUCCAGCUCAGGGUGAUGGUAAUACGACAUCGUCAACGAAGGUUAUUGAUGGUCAUCGUAUCACAAUAAACGAAACCGUAUAUAGCAAUGGUUAUGAUGGAUCCGUAUUCAAAGUACGAGUAGUUGACGUUCAUCCAGAGAAACCUGACCAUAAGCCAUCUGAAGAGGAAGAUGGUGCAGAAGUCACCACAACCAAUCCUAAAUUGCAGACCGAGAAAAUGGGCAAAAUCGACAGCGUCGAGGUUACUACUGAAACUGAAAGAACUGAAACUAUCAAUGAUAGUGGUAUUGAAUUGUCAGAAAAUAGUGCUACAGAAAUAUCAACCAAAGAAAAUACUAGUGAAUCUGGUGAAAAACUGAGCAAUGACAUCAACGAAAAAAGCGAAGAGGUUUCAGGAAAUAAUGCAAGCGAAGACUUCCAAGAAAAUGUUUCGGAUGACAAGAGCGAAAAUUUUGACAGGAGCACCGAAAGCCUUGAUGUGUCUCAAUCUCAACCCAUACAACCAGCCUAUCCAGAAGAAGUUUAUGACUACGGCCAAGAAAUCCUCUCAGUGCCUUCUCCAGAUGAAUGGAAUAAUGCCAACUACCAAUAUGAAGAUUUACUGGAUACAAAUGAAAUUCAACAUGCAGAUAAUGAUUUAUCUAACGAUAUUGCCAUUAAUGAUAUCGCAGCAGCCGCUGGUGUCACAGCUGAUCCACAAUCGGAGUUGAUAGAUGUUUUUCAAGGAGAUAAAUUUGCUGAUGAAAUUGCUGAAGUGGAAACAAACGAGAGGAAGUUUAGGAGUCUUAAUUUGAAACCAAUAAAAUAA